AUGCCAAAUCUCGGUGAAGCCGAUUAUGGUGCUGCUGCAAAGUCUUUCAGUCAUACUGGUCAUAUCAGCAUUCAGCUGUCAAACGUCCGUUACGCUGCUCAGGACAUUCCGGCCGCUAAGAGCGCCCGCGCUCGGGGCUCUUACCUCCGUGUCAGCUUCAAGAACACCCGUGAGACCGCUCAGGCUAUCAACGGCAUGAAGCUGCAGCGCGCCCUUACCUUCCUCACCAACGUCACCGAGAAGGCCGAGGCCGUCCCCAUGCGUCGGUACGCUGGCAGCACCGGUCGCUGCGCUCAGGGCAAGCAGUGGGGUGUCAGCAAGGCUCGCUGGCCCGUCAAGUCCGCCGAGUUCCUUCUCGACCUCCUCAAGAACGCUGAGGCCAACGCCGACACCAAGGGUCUCGACACCGGCAACCUUGUUGUCAAGCACAUCCAGGUCAACCAGGCUCCCAAGGGUCGCCGCCGUACCUACCGUGCUCACGGUCGUAUCAACCCCUACAUGACCAACCCCUGCCACAUCGAGCUCAUCCUCACCGAGGCUGAGGAGACCGUCGCCAAGGCCGCCGAGAACAAGGAGGUCCGCCUCAGCUCCCGCCAGCGUGGUGCUCAGCUCCGCCGUGCUCUCAUUGAGGCAUAA
Molecule: messenger RNA, 636 nt
Organism: Aspergillus piperis CBS 112811
Lineage: Eukaryota; Fungi; Ascomycota; Eurotiomycetes; Eurotiales; Aspergillaceae
Gene: rpl17
Product: 60S ribosomal protein uL22
Exons: 4
Coding region: 1-636 (211 amino acids)
Biological process (GO): cytoplasmic translation
Cellular component (GO): cytosolic large ribosomal subunit; ribosome
Molecular function (GO): structural constituent of ribosome
Source: RefSeq, a predicted model, not a curated record